GUUUGUUUUAACCAUUUUAUUAAAGGCAAUUUCGUCUCUUGUGUUGUUCAGUGCUGUUACAAGUCAGGUGGUGUAAAGGGCUCAGGUGCUGUUGACAGAGGCGCUGGUGGUUUCUGACACAUACAACAAGCACAAUCCUUCUCUUGCCAUAUAGUGGAUAGACAGAACGUCAGAAAUUCUCCUUGCUUUACUGAAGAUGGCAUUUACAGGCUUUCUUGCUGCAUCUGAUAUUUCUUCUGCCAUCAAUGCUUGCAAAGCAAAAGAUUCCUUUAGCCCAAAGACAUUUUUUGCAACGUUGGGUCUAUCCAAGAAGACUCCAUCUGAGAUAGAGAAGGUUUUUAAAAUGCUUGACCAAGACCAAAGCGGAUUUAUUGAGCAGGAUGAGUUACAAUUAUUUCUGCAGAAUUUCUCAAAAGGGGCACGGACUCUCACUGCAGCUGAGGUGAAGGCCUUCCUCGUGGCUGGAGAUAUGGAUGGGGAUGGAAAGAUUGGCUGGGAAGAAUUCUCAGCUCUUGUGAAUGAUUCUUGAGCCCAGAUCUUCUAAACAACACUGGAGAAAGAAACACUGCUGAAUGUUUACUUUGAGAUGGGAAAUUAAUAUUAUAAUUAUAAUAUUAAUUAAAAUUAUAUAUAAAUAUAUAUAUAUAUAAAUUUGU
Molecule: messenger RNA, 656 nt
Organism: Ictalurus furcatus (blue catfish)
Lineage: Eukaryota; Metazoa; Chordata; Actinopteri; Siluriformes; Ictaluridae
Product: parvalbumin, thymic-like
Exons: 4
Coding region: 197-529 (110 amino acids)
Cellular component (GO): nucleus; cytoplasm
Molecular function (GO): calcium ion binding
Source: RefSeq, a predicted model, not a curated record